Lasiodiplodia theobromae is the source of this 435-nucleotide messenger RNA. RefSeq names its product Ankyrin repeat protein. NCBI's taxonomy places the organism in Eukaryota, Fungi, Ascomycota, Dothideomycetes, Botryosphaeriales, Botryosphaeriaceae. The record is from RefSeq and is a predicted model, not a curated record. The transcript is spliced from 2 exons. Bases 1 to 435 code for a protein of 144 amino acids.
AUGUCUGGCGCCGAGCUCAUAGCCGUCCUUAGUGUCGGCGCUUCAGUCAUCCAAGUAGUCGAUGCAUGCAACAAGCUCGUCAACCGCAUCAAAGAGUACCGCGGCAACGCCGCAUUCAUCAGGCUGCGGUCGCAACUGCAUCUGUUCGCCAGCAACAUCAAAGCUCUGGAGAAGACCACUCGAACCGGAGAAGACUCGGGAGAAGAAGAGGCACUACUCCAUGAGGUUCUCAGAGGUUGCAAGCUCCGUAUUGAGGAGCUGGACAGCCUUGUCACUUCCUUGGUGCCAUGCCCGAACUCUUCUACGUUCAAUAAGACGAUGCAUGCCGUCCGGGCAUUUUUCAAAGACCACCGCGUGAAAGCGAUACUCGAAGACCUGAACGACUACCGAGAAGUCAUACUCCUUCAUGUUUCAGGCAGCGCGACAGGCACUUGA